This is a messenger RNA of Heterotrigona itama, 2952 nucleotides long. Lineage: Eukaryota; Metazoa; Arthropoda; Insecta; Hymenoptera; Apidae. The record is from the annotation of a GenBank genome assembly.
AUGAGAAGGUUCGAAUACUGUUUUCCUCGAAAAUCGUCGAAAUUUAAAAACUGUCAAAAAUUCUUUUUCUUAAGCGAAUCUGUCAUCAUUUUAAAGAUUAAAGUUUACGAUGGAAAAGAUGGUAUUCCUGGUACAGCGGGUCCUCAAGGUGAGCCCGGUACUCCAGCAGUGGUCACAGAGAAUAUGCUCAAGGUGGAAAAAGGUGAUAAAGGUGCGCGAGGUUUGGUAGGAAGAGAUGGUCCGCCUGGACCUCCAGGUCCGCUUGGAGAGAAAGGCGCUAUGGGAUUUGAAGGUUUCCCAGGACCCAAGGGCACUGCUGGAGAUCGUGGGUUCCCUGGGCAAGAUGGUAUUCCCGGAAGACCAGGUAUUCCCGGUCGGAAAGGCGAACCUGGUAUUAGCGUGAAAGGGGAGCCUGGAGAACCAGGCCGAACAGGUGAAGCUGGUCAGAAGGGUGAACCUGGUCAAUACGGAGACAAAGGAGAACCCGGUCAUUGUCCAAUACCCUUUGAUUUAAUCAACGCCAAGGGUGACAGGGGCGCCCCUGGUGAAAAAGGAGAGCCAGGACCGCCAGGCAGAGAUGGGUUAAGCGGUGACAAAGGUUUACAAGGUUUUUCGGGUUCACCUGGACCACCAGGCCCGCCUGGGGAAGCUGGCUUGGUUGGACCAAGAGGGUUACCAGGUCAGCGUGGUGACAAGGGGAACAUGGGACCGAUGGGUUUCCCCGGAGAACCGGGUCGCGAAGGACCCAGAGGUUUCCCAGGCACUCCGGGUUUCAAAGGAGGGAAAGGCGAACCUGGUAUAUCGGUGAAGGGCAGUCCCGGAUUUCCUGGCCCGCCGGGUAUAAAGGGAGAGAAAGGUCUUCCGGGACCACCGGGAAAAGAUGGCCCUCCUGGCCUGCCAGGUCUGCCAGGAUUUACCGGGGAGAAGGGCGACGCGGGACUGCCAGGAAUAAGCGGUUUACCCGGUAUACCGGGAGAGAAGGGUGACACUGGUCCUAUUGGACCUCCAGGACCACCUGGUGUUGCUGGAACUCCUGGUAUAGACGGAAGUAAAGGUGAACCGGGAUUCCCAGGCGAGACUGGCAAACCAGGACUGCCGGGAUUCCCAGGUGCGAAAGGUGAUCGCGGUGAGCCGGGUAUGGACGGACCGAAAGGUUUCCCGGGAAGACGAGGCUCGCCUGGUCUAUCAGGCAGGCCUGGUAUAGAAGGAGCGUUUGGUCUGAAAGGAGAACGCGGCGACAAAGGCAACCCUGGUUUCCCCGGGUUGCCUGGAAAGGAAGGGAAACCUGGUCGCCCUGGAUUGCCUGGACUGAAAGGAAACCUAGGUCCUGCUGGUCCAGUCGGUCUUCCUGGUUCUAUCGGAUUCCAAGGACCUAAAGGUGAUGAAGGUCUACCGGGAUUGCCAGGACGCAAAGGAGAGCCAGGACGAGUCUCGGAGAAGGGACAGAAGGGUGAGCCAGGAAUGCCGGGAAUCCGUGGUCCCAGCGGCCCUCCCGGUAGAGACGGUUUCGACGGAGAAAAAGGAGAUCACGGAUUGCCGUGUGCUUGUCAGAACGGAGAGCCAGGUUUCAAGGGAGAGCCUGGUCUGCCAGGUCGCGACGGUUUGCCAGGAUCUAUGGGACCGAAAGGUGACGCUGGAGUGAGAGGUUUCCCCGGUCCCAAAGGAGAUAUAGGACCAAUUGGCGCACCAGGUGAACCCGGAACACCUGGAAUCGACGGAUUACCGGGCGAACGAGGUGACAUAGGUCCUCAGGGUCCGCCCGGUUUCCCUGGUCUUGACGGUGAAAUGGGACCUCCAGGACGUCCUGGACUCAACGGUAUCAAAGGAGAUCGCGGUUUCCCAGGUGCCGUUGGCGAGCCUGGUAUCACUGGUGCACUUGGGGAGAAAGGUGACCGGGGGCAGCCUGGGCCGACAAUUUCGAUCAAAGGCGAGAAAGGUGAACCCGGUAUGCCAGGAUUGCGAGGUAUAGUCGGUGAGAAAGGAGACCGUGGCGAAGAGGGUCUGGUUGGUUACGACGGUGAGAAAGGAGACAGAGGAGCGCCAGGUCCCGUCGGAAAUCCAGGACCACCAGGUCUUUCUGGACCUAAAGGCGACGAAGGUCCACGUGGACCCACAGGACUUCCUGGAUUGACUGUCAAGGGCGAGAAAGGUCUGCCAGGUCUGCCUGGGAAGCACGGACGAGAGGGAAUACCAGGACGACCGGGAGAGAAAGGAGAACGAGGAUUACCUGGCUUACCAGGACCCAAAGGAGAUCAGGGAGCUUACGGUCCUAUUGGGCCACAGGGCGAGAAGGGUGACAUGGGACUUAUGGGUCCUCCUGGUUUACCGGGUCGGGAUGGAAAACCAGGUGAGAGAGGACUGCCGGGCUUGUAUGGCGAGAAGGGCCAGAAAGGUAAAGAGGGUCCUCCUGGAGCGCCUGGUUAUACGGGACCAAAGGGAGAACCAGGAUUCCCAGGAUUGAGCGGAAGGGAUGGUCUGCCUGGUGACAAAGGUGAGCGAGGUGUGCCUGGUGUACCUUGCUUGCCCGGUAUACCGGGAGAGAAGGGUGACAGAGGGUUCCCAGGUCCAGUGGGAAGAAUAGGCGCUGUUGGCUUUGUUGGUCAGAAGGGUGACAAGGGUGACGAUUGCAUCGAGCCACCGAUGGGACCGAAGGGAGACCGCGGUUAUCCUGGCCUUCAAGGACCCGUGGGUGUCCCAGGUCUGCCGGGAGAGCCAGGCCAACCGUGCCAACUUGCGUCUGACUAUCUCACCGGUAUAUUGUUGGUGAAACACAGUCAAACCUCUGAAGUGCCACUUUGCAACGCAGGUCACAUCAAAUUGUGGGAGGGUUACAGCAUGUUAUCCACGGAUGGCAAUGAAAGAUCACACUCGCAAGAUCUAGGCAAGUAUCGAAGUUUCUACUCGUCGAUCACACAACGAACGAAUAACUCGUCCACCUUCUACUUCGACUAA